AUGGUUUCCUUCAAAGGGGCCCGAUGGGUGUCUCUCAUCGUAGCCAGCGUGCUCCCAUGUGCUACGCUAGCCACUGCCAAUCUUCGUGUGCAGAUUUCUGUGGCUGAUGACAUACUCAAAGGCAGCAUCAAUGGUCGCGUGGUGCUUAUGUUCGCACCCAAUGGCACCGAUCCCCUUGACGACACGGAUGUCACGUCCUCGCCGAACAAGAUGUUUGGCAUGAACGUCUUCGACUUUGGUGCCCAAGACGUUGUCACAUUGUCUGGUGGUGACUCGAACAACACUGCGACUGGUGUUUAUGGUUGGCCACUGGUUAGCAUGGACGAAGUAGCAGCUGGCGCCUACCGAGUUCAAGCCUUUUUGAACCCGUAUGAUCAAGUCAAGCGCGCCGAUGGUUCUGAGGUAUAUCUCAAAUUUCCCUGUGGCGAUGGUGCACCCAAUGUCGCAGGUGUUGGAAGUCUUACUACGCCAGCAAUUGAUCUUGAGAUACACGGUGGCUCUCAGACAAUCAAACUCGCAUUUGAUAGUGUAGUGCCUGUUGACGCAUUCGCAGGCAAGGAAAUCGGAGGAUGUUCUCAAGGUAACUACGCCGACACGGAACGGUUGAAGUACGUGAAAAUCAAGAGUAAGAAGCUGAGCCAAUUCUGGGGUCGCGAUAUGUAUGUUGGUGCGAAUGUCUUGCUUCCCUCGGGAUAUGACGCUACGGACAAGAAGACUCGGUAUCCCGUGCUCUACAACCAGAACCAUUGGACCGGUGGCAACGGUCCUUACGGCUACUCUACCAAUGCCGCCUUCUCAGCGGCAUGGGAUAAAGGUAUCAUACCUGGGACAGACGGUGCCGCUGACCGACCAGCACCGAAAUUGAUCAUUGUUGCCUUCCGUCAUGAAGCUCCAUAUUAUGAUGAUUCUUAUGGAGUGAACACAGCCAACUUGGGGCCUUAUGGUGACGCCAUCAAUGAUGAACUAAUCCCAUACCUCGAUAUGAUAUUCAACACCAUCGCUGAGCCAUAUGCUCGAAUUCAGGACGGUGGUUCAACUGGAGGGUGGAUAUCUGCCGCCAGCGUCAUCUUCAGACCAGACCUCUUCGGCGCCUGCUUCUCCUCUUAUCCAGACUCCUUGGACUUCCAUAUGCAUCAAGCUAUCGCACUGUACAGUAAUAAGAACGCCUACGAAAACGCCAACGGCGAUACAGUCAAUUCGAUCCGCACCUUUGAUAACGAUACCGAGAUCAUUCUGGCGAGCACUGCACAGGAAAACCACUGGGAGCUUGUCUUUGGAACUUCUUCUCGCUCUUCAUUGCAGUGGGAUGUUUGGAAUGCUGUAUUUGGCGUCCAAGGGCUGAACGGCUAUCCCCUAGAGCCCUGGGACAAGGUUACCGGCGAGAUAUACCCCGAGUCGGUUGAAUAUUGGAAAGAAAUGGACCUCUCGAACUACAUCGCCAGCAACUGGGACAACAAAAAGAAUCUCGGAGAGGUGCUGCGCGGGCGUAUUUACGUCUACGUUGGUACUCAUGACAACUACUUCCUAAACGGAGGUGUGUCCGAGUUCGAGAAGAACGUCAAUGGCCUUGGAGGGCCCAACUGGGCCAACGUCACUAUAGCCCCGGGUCAGAACCACGGCGGGAACUAUCAACGUCGUGCGACGUGGGAUUAUCUCGAGCUCGUCGCGAGCUGGAUCCAGGACCAUAGCCCCGAAGGCAAGACUCCUCUGCUGAAGAAGGUCACUAAGUCUUCGAGCCGGGGAAACAAGUUCGAAGAUGUCAUUCGCGUUGGUGGACACGGAGCUGCGUUGAAGCGUCAGGCAAACCCCGUCCUUCAUUAUAAGGAGAAAGUCAAGUGCGGACCCACCAUUACCGCAACCGCUGGACGAUGGGAUCCCGGCGUCAUCCUCAAGGCACAGUGGAUUGUCAACGGACACCCGAGUGGCGCGGCUUUUACAGUGAAACAGGGUGAGAAAGUCAAGUACGCUUCAGGUACGAAGAAGGGUAAAUACCAGUUGAAGCUACGCGUUAAGGGUAUUAAAAGGAACUAUGAAGAUGAGAUUAGGGAGAGCAAUCCUGUCCUAGUGGGAAGAUAA
Xylaria bambusicola is the source of this 2076-nucleotide messenger RNA. Its product is annotated as Alpha/Beta hydrolase protein. NCBI's taxonomy places the organism in Eukaryota, Fungi, Ascomycota, Sordariomycetes, Xylariales, Xylariaceae. Bases 1 to 2076 code for a protein of 691 amino acids. The transcript has 2 exons. The record is from RefSeq and is a predicted model, not a curated record.